AUGACCUUUGGCUCAUCAAAAGUCGACUACCGAGUUCACGCCGAACUCGGACAUCUGUACUGGCUGGCCGGUACAGUCGCGGUUGAGGCGAAGAGGCUAGUUUGUGGAGGAGCCAUACAGGAGGAAAACCACUUCCUCGGCCAAAUGGAGGACCUACAGGAUGCCUGCCUGAAGGCAGCAAAAGUUCGCGAGCAGGCGGACAUUAGCACUGAGUUGGCCGCCUGGGGCCUGCCAACCAGUGCGGAAGGACUAUGCAACAUGGUGUUGCAGGAAGAUGGAUUUAUAUUGAGGGACCUCCACCUGGAGGUGUCAACCCUCAAGGAGCAACUGGCGGAGAAGAAGCGAGUGAUGGGUGUGUUGGCAUCCCAAGACUGGAAGAAGAGAGGAGAAGGAGUAAGGAGACUCCUUGGAUGA
Messenger RNA from Auanema sp. JU1783, 414 nucleotides. Lineage: Eukaryota; Metazoa; Nematoda; Chromadorea; Rhabditida; Rhabditidae. The record is from the annotation of a GenBank genome assembly.